Molecule: messenger RNA, 749 nt
Organism: Meloidogyne enterolobii
Lineage: Eukaryota; Metazoa; Nematoda; Chromadorea; Rhabditida; Meloidogynidae
Source: the annotation of a GenBank genome assembly
AUGCAUCGCCGAACUAUUGAGCCAGCAGAACGAGAUAUGCUUUUAAAAGAAAAGAAGGUUCAAAUCGCGCUAACUGCUCAUCAUUUGACAGCACUCCAUGCUGUGGAUGUUUACGAAUUAAUGUCAUCAGAAUAUCCCGAAAUAUAUUCUUCUUACCAAAAAGCCUGUAAUGAACGUGUUAGGCAGGCUAUGCUUGAAAAACAAAAAGAAUUUGAAGCUAUUAAAACGGAUGCAAAAAAAUUGGCAGAAUUGCGACAAAAGGCUAUUCAAAGUUCUUUUACUUUCAAUUCUGAUUUACAGGCUGUUCGGAAGGCAGAAAGAACACAAUAUUGGGAACUAAACACAAAUGUUUGUUUGAAAAAAAUUUUUUAUAUGAGUGAAUCACCAAUAAGCCUCAUUUGUGUACGGCCUUUAGGACUAAAUUUUAUCUAUCACAUACCCAUCAUUGACAUUGUCUAACAAGGGCGUAGCCAAGGAGUCAAUUUCAAGGGGCUAAAAUGGGGUAUGCGCCAAAUUUGGCGUUGAGAAUUUUGGGAUUGUAGAAGUAAAAAAUUCACUUUUCUGCUCAUUUCUCUCCUAAAAUUUUUUCAUUUUCCCGAUUUCAGGGGGCUAUAGCCCCAGAAGCCCCUGGCUACGUCCUUGUUGUCUGAAUUACAUAAUUAAGGCACUCAUGUAUUAAAAUCGGCUUCAGUCUACAGUGUGUUAAGAAAUUAUAACCCCCUUGAAUUUUUUGUGUUUCUCUAUCUUCC